Hemicordylus capensis (graceful crag lizard) is the source of this 2804-nucleotide messenger RNA. RefSeq names its product major facilitator superfamily domain containing 4A (gene SLC60A1). The transcript has 10 exons. Bases 1 to 1536 code for a protein of 511 amino acids. Lineage: Eukaryota; Metazoa; Chordata; Lepidosauria; Squamata; Cordylidae. The record is from RefSeq and is a predicted model, not a curated record.
AUGUGGUGGUGGGAUGCCAGGGUGACGACGCUCUUCAAGAGGAACCUGCAGCCCACGCUGACCUACUGGAGCGUCUUCUUCAGCUUCGGCCUGUGCAUCGCCUUCCUGGGGCCCACCUUGCUGGAUCUGCGCUGCCAGACCCAGAGCUCCCUCUCCCAGGUCACCUGGGUCUUCUUCUCGCAGCAGUCCUGCCUGCUGGUCGGCAGCUGUUUGGGAGGCAUCUUCAAGAGAACGUUGGCCCACUCCCUGCUUGCCCUCUUUGCAUCCUCACUUGCUAUCUCGGUGGUCUUUGCCAUCAUCCCUUUCUGCCACAAUGUGGUGGUGCUUGCAGUGGUCAUGGCCAUGGCCGGGCUGGCGAUGGGCUGUAUUGACACACUCUCCAACAUGCAGCUGGUGAAGAUUUAUCAGAAGGACUCUGCUGUCUUCCUGCAGGCCCUUCACUUCUUUGUGGGCUUUGGUGCCCUGCUGAGCCCUCUGAUAGCCGACCCUUUCCUGUCAGACACCAACUGCAUCCUAACCAAUGGCACAGCCAAUGGCAGCAGCAACCUCCCUCACAUCCGGAAGUCACUGGUCCCCCAUCAUCCUGGAAACCUGUCGCACUAUGACCUGCCCAUCAAAGGACUGGUGGUGACGAGAGUGUCCUACGCCUUCUGGAUUAUGGCUUUGAUCAACCUGCCUGUGCCCAUUGCAGUGUUCCUCUUGCUCUACAAGGAAAGGCUGGUGCCUUGUUGCCAGAGCAGCAGCCCCCCACUCCUGCCUGCUGAUGAGCUGGCGCUGGAAACACGGACAGCCGACAGGGAUGAUUCUUCCACUUCCUCACCAAAAUUUCAGCCAGACAUCGGGCACGAUGGCCUCUUUGGAUGUUGCCAGAGCAAGAACUUCCGAGGAGCUCCUUGCUCUUACUUUGCUGUCCAUGUGACUGGAGCCCUUCUCCUCUUCAUGACUGAUGGGAUCAUGGGCGAAUACUCAGGCUUCGUGUAUAGCUAUGCUGUGGAGAAACCACUCUCCGUGGGGCAUAAGAUGGCGGGCUAUCUGCCCAGCCUCUUCUGGGGCUUCAUCACCCUGGGCAGGCUGAUCUCCAUCCCUGUAUCCUACAGAAUGAAGCCGGCAACCAUGGUUUUCAUCAAUGUGGUCGGCGUGCUUAUAACGUUCUUCCUGCUCCUGAUUUUCUCCUACAGUGUUGUCUUUUUAUUUGUGGGGACAGCAUCCCUGGGUCUGUUUCUCAGCAGCACGUUUCCCAGCGUGCUGGCCUACACGGAAGACAUCCUCCAGUACAAAGGCUGUGCUACCACCGUGUUGGUGACAGGAGCUGGGAUUGGAGAGAUGGUCCUGCAGUUACUGGUAGGGUCGAUCAUUCACGAUCAGGGCAGUUACAGCUUCCUGGUCUGUGGGACCAUCUUCGGAGCCUUGGCCUUUACUUUCUACGUCUUCCUUCUGUUUUUCCACAGGAUGCAUCCUCAGUCCCAGUCAGAUCUGGAUCUGUCACCUGACAAACCACCACCACCAAUAGGGGAAGCUGGACUUUAUCAGAGCUAAAGGGAGUAGCGUGUCCGUUUUUGUAUUUGGAUUAAGCACACAGUCACUAUGAAUGAAAGAUUUGCCUCUCACAGCCUGGUUUAAACUACCUGAAUUUUCUACAAUCGGACCCGUUGGUUGCGACACCUUGUUCCCGCCAACCAGUUCUCCGUCACUUCCAGAGGCGGCUUCCUGCAGCAAGAAUGAAGGGACAAACUGCAGAAUCCGAGAAGGGCUGAAAUUUUGAUAUCUGAACAUUUAACUCUGGUCAACUCCCCUAUCCAUUCAGGAGGGCAGCUGUUGGGGGAAACUAUAGUGCAGUCACUUUACAGGCCUUGCAGUCUCCUAGUGUUUGUAGCCACUCAAACCAGGAGGCAUCUGUAUGGGUUGGUGGGCAUUCCUAAGCUGAUCAAAUACAACCAAUUUGCUGCAGGGUAAUAUUGGAGCUCUACCCUGUUGCUGUAUUUCUGAUGUCCAGAACAAGCUAUUAGCAUCUGCUUUGCAUGAAGAAGGUCCCAGGUUCAGUCUCUGGCAUCUCCAGGUAGGGCCGGGAGACACUCCUGCCUGAAAGCCACUGCCAGUCUCUGCAGACAGUACUGAGAUAGAUGGAUCAAUAGUCUGUCUCAGUAUAAGGCAGCUUCUUCUGUCCCUAUGUUGCAUUCAAAUAGCGUAGCUUCCCACAUGAGAUUUCACGUGGUGGCAGCCUAGUCUAGUUCAUGAUGUGUUGCGCUCAGCGGGACCAAAAUAUGCAGACCUUCAACCAUUAGCACAGUAGAAGGAAGUGUCUCUAGGCAGCUGUCCUUGAGGGAGCUGCCGAACCUCUGAAGUACAUGAAGCCAAACAUUGUUUGUUCCACUUGUGCAAUAUAACAAGAGGUGCCUUCCAGAAGCAGAAAUUGAAAGGUACUGGCUAUCCAGAAGGUAGCAGCCAUUUCAGUGACUGCUCAAAAGAGUAAGUAUUGGGAUAGUUUUGUAGACAUAACUUUGGCAGAAUUGAGCCGGCUUUGUUGCAAAGGCUGCCCAUGGAUAUAAAUAUGUAUAUAAAACGAAUGUUAAUGUAAUUGCUUGUCGCAUGAACUCGUGGAGUGACUAAGAUGGGACCCAGCAACUUCAUGAAGUAGAAAGAUCCCCCCCCCCCCCAAAAAGGCUGUCACACUGCUCACUUCAAAAUUGUACAUGAUACUGAAUUUUUCUGUUGCUAUGACUUACAGAAUGUUAUGUUGCAUGGGUAUGCACCCUCAUCUUUGAUUUCCAUGUUGCCCAAACCUUAAUAUACCCUCCUUGCGUACA